This is a messenger RNA of Amoebophrya sp. A120, 3012 nucleotides long. The record is from the annotation of a GenBank genome assembly. NCBI's taxonomy places the organism in Eukaryota, Dinophyceae, Syndiniales, Amoebophryaceae.
GAAGCGGCAUCAUGGAGUCUUCAAUGCACCGUAUUCAUUGGCUCAUGCCAUGCGUAACCUUAGUUUUCGUUCGGUAAAAAGUACUAGUGCGGGCGUUACAAUGAAAAGCGCAGUCUUCUGCUCCUGCUCGGAGCGCCAUCCGAGGGAUCAUGUCGUGGCGCCCGCCCAGAGUCGACCCAAAUCGUGUUUCGUUUUUGAUUGUCGUGUCGUUUUCGUUUUCGGAAGUGAAAAUCGUUCGUUAAUUGCGGAACGAUUUUUGAAGGAUACAAACCCAGCACCAGCGGUACAAAACCAAUACAGCAGCCAGUAGUGCAGAAGCAUCCAUAAAAGUUGGGCUUACUAAUAGCUAGAGAAAUGUUAUAGCAGAAGUGAAGAACGCAAGUUUUGUAUGAUGACAGUUUCAGUUCUUAGUAGUUCCUUUGCAAAGAUAGCACAACCGUACAAGCUAAAGAUGUUUCGAGCCAACUCCGCGCUUCUCUUGUUGAAGAUGUGUUGCACUGUUUGCAUGGAGGAGCUCAUGAUGAUACACAAGUGCUGUUUCCCUGUGCGCUACGCCCUUGCGCGCAUGGAAAACCACGUCGUGAUCGGGUACGAAGACGAAUUGUUGCUUCCGACAACUGCACACGAACGCCUCCGGCCGAGCAUCGCCUCUACGUCGCUUGAUGUUCCUGACGAGUUUCCGGGCUCUUUACAACGGACCAGCAGUAGAAACAGCAAAUUAGUGCAGACGGCAAGACAAGGGCAAAAUAUGAAAGAAAAUCAGAAUGAGCAAACGGAUUUUGGUGCCGCACCAUCCGAUGACAGUACGUUUUUUUCCUCUGCGUUUGUUGAGAAGCAAGAGCCUCGGCGUGAAGAAGCUGCUGUCGUCCCUUCUUCCACUGGAGAGCGUCCAGCGACCGCAACCGUAGCUCCUGGCUCCGCUUUGCAAGAGAAGGAAGAGCAGCAAAAGACUCGCAGUUCUUCACCUGCCCCUAGCGCCACCGUGCCGCUGCCGACUACGCCCAGCCAUUCUGCUCCAGCAAAGAGCAGUGGAACACAGUCGCAAGGAGCAGCGGCUGUACAAAGUGCGGGAGGUGGAGCAGCAGCUGCAUCUAGUUCUUCAUUUGCAGCAAAAACCAAAACGUCAAAACCGUUAGCGGAACAACAUCAAGCCUCAUCGCCAACCCCCGUGGAGGUGAUAGACAACAUCGGCCAAGAAAAAGAUGAUUCCAUGCUGCACACCACCGGUGCAACGGGAAGUAGUGCUAGUAGUACCAGCGGAGCGGCAGCAAGUAGUAGUUCAAGUUCUACCGACGACGCAUCGGCUUCUUCCUCGUCCGCAAGAAAAGGAAAGGAUGAAAAGCCGCCGGAUCACGUUGAAACAGGGCUCGCCACUGCCACAACUUCUCCCACGAGCGGCAUUCCCUAUGCACUGCAAAAGUAACGUGCUUGCGAGUAUACUGUAUGAAAAAUUGUAUGAAUUUGCUUUUGCACUGCUGAUUUCCUUCGCCGUAUACAUAGAAACAAGCAACAAGAAGAUUUGUCAUGGAUGACUGAUGCGAUCGACACAAAACAACGAGCACGAGUUGCUUUUACACCGAAUAUCCCUGACCUGAUCACGAUGUGCAUCACCUUUCUCGUUUUCGCCACACUAACGCUGAUCCCGUUCGUCGCCUGCCUCUGGUGGGUCGCGUUGGUCUUUCUCGCGCACGAGCAAGAGAACGAGCGGCUGUUUUCCCUACUCCGACUGCAUAGGGGGCGACAGCGAGGUAGUGGGGGAGAGCGACGCGGUGGUACAAGAACUGGGGGAAGCCAGAUCGGCAGCGUGAAGGGAGAAGAAGACCUCACGAUGGCCGAAUUUCUAGCAGAUGAGAAGUACAUAUUUAUUGAUUCAAAAACUUCUUGGGCUUGGGUGAUUUUUAAGCGAAGUAGUUGCCGUUUGUAUUUCAAUUUCUUCGUAGUUUUGAGUUUGACGAAUUCUCUAUUUCUAACCACGACUACCUCCACAACCACAGCGACGCCUCCAACGACGAAGAGAGCAGCAUGACUCCCAACAAUUACGGUCUGGCGAGCCCUUCUCUUUCGCCGCAAUCUCCGGUGGUGCCUAGGACGCAACUACCUUUUCGAUCGGAGGCUUUUGCGCUGUCCCCCGGGCGCAAGCUCUCGUACAACUCAUCCUACUCUCCCACCAAGUAUGGGACGGACAAAACGUUUAUUCUCAACUAAUUUUUUUUUUUUUUUAAGGGGCGGAAAAGCAUCGGCGCCUGUGGUGUGAUUUGCAUGCAUCAACAUCUCUAAUGGCGUCGACUAGCUAGUGAAGUAGAUCAAUAAGAUAGCUAAAGACACAAGGAGCAGAACAGCCUCCGGCAUCGGCUGUCUCUUCGUGGAUUCGUGACGAAUCCACGAAGAGCCAGCCCGAUCUGCUACACCUCCGGCUCCUUGUGUCUUUAGCUACUUAUCUUAGUUACUUGUACUUCACUAGCUAGUCGACGCCUAAUUUAAAAGUAUCUACAAACAUCCAUGCAUGGGAGUUAGGUAUCGGUGCGCCCCAUCAAAAAAGAAAAAAUUAGUUGAGAAUAAACGUUUUGUCCGUCUCAUACCAAGGAAUCCGUGGCGCAUCUGCCCAUCGUGUGAGCAGACGAAUGUUGAGGUGGUGGAAAAACGGAAACGAGCUUUGUCGAUGUCGAACCGAGCCCUCCGUUUGAAGACUGUAAAUCAGCCAGAGAACGAACCCUCCGUUUGACGCAGCGAAACGGAAACGGAAGCUGGAGAACGUAGGCGUUGUAGCGACUACCUUGUACUUGUACAUGUUGUACUCAGUCUCAGAGUCAGAUGCCAAUCAUGUAUGAUGAGUUUAUGACCGCGUCGUGAAGACGAUGAUAUCUACUGUAGCUAAAGCACUGAAUAGCGUUAGCGGCCUUUCCGACUUGUAUGAAAAGCUUUAAUCCACCUGUACUAAAGUGACAUUCCAGUUGAGUAAUAUCCUCUUCGUACUCGUCGCUGUAUAAUAGUCGAAGAUGAAAGCAGGCGAGC